Molecule: messenger RNA, 569 nt
Organism: Aplysia californica (California sea hare)
Lineage: Eukaryota; Metazoa; Mollusca; Gastropoda; Aplysiida; Aplysiidae
Molecular function (GO): calcium ion binding
Source: RefSeq, a predicted model, not a curated record
UCAGGUAACAGUGACCGACUGGCUAGAGUUAUGGUCCAACAUCCUGCCAGGCUGUAUGGGGAUUCAGAAUUUUCCUGUCUGGCUUAGGCUGUUGCCGAAGAAAAUUUUCCAGAUGAUCGACAGAAACAGGCGGUCGCUACACCUUAGACAUCGACAGCUACGAGAUGGUCUUCUCCAACUUUCUGAUCGGCCGCACGCCGUUCGGGCCCGGUCGCCACAUCUUUGGUUGCUGGGAACACAACAUCGCUCACUUCGAGCUCAUCAUGCCAGCGACAGAGGAGGAAGCAAGACAGUCGCCACGGAGCGGGGAGAAGAAGGGGGUGGAGGGAGAUAAAUCCAGCAUUCCCUGGCAGAAGCCGAGGCCAAGGACGAGGAAGCUGUAAACAGACAGUAGAUUCACAAACGUGAUUGCCCAAGGCUGUAGGUAUCUUGCACUGAGGGUUUUAUUCAUGUUUGUUUAGUGUCUUCUGGGGAGAGAGAUGGAAAAAAAAACAUAACAAAAAAAACAAACCCCAAAGAACAAAUCAACUCAGAAUAAAAGCUUAAUAAAGUGUACAUGUAUUAUCUUA